Peromyscus eremicus (cactus mouse) is the source of this 5679-nucleotide messenger RNA. RefSeq names its product ADP-ribosylhydrolase like 1 (gene Adprhl1). Bases 88 to 5340 code for a protein of 1750 amino acids. The transcript is spliced from 8 exons. Lineage: Eukaryota; Metazoa; Chordata; Mammalia; Rodentia; Cricetidae. The record is from RefSeq and is a predicted model, not a curated record.
UGACCACUAUAAAUGUCAGCCGGGCCGGCGAAGGGUGGCCAGGAAAGGACAAAGGCAACUGCAGGGUAAGAGGAGUCACCUUCUAAGAUGGAGAAGUUCAAGGCUGCAAUGUUGUUGGCGAGUGUUGGUGAUGUCCUGGGCUAUGGAAACGUCUGCAGGGAGAACAGUGCUUUAGGCUCAAUCCAGGAGGAGCUGCAGAAGACAGGGGGACUGGACAGCCUUGUGCUCUCCCCUGGAAAAUGGCCCGUGAGUGACAACACCAUCAUGCACAUGGCAACUGCUGAGGCCCUCACCACAGACUACUGGUGCCUGGAUGACCUGUACCGUGAGAUGGUAAAGCGCUACGUGGAGACUGUGGAGAAGCUUACAGAACAUCGGCCGGACCCUUCCACGAUGGAGGGCUGCUCGCAGCUGAAGCCGGAUAACUACCUCCUCGCCUGGCAUACGCCCUUCAGUGAAAAGGGUUCAGGGUUUGGAGCUGCCACUAAAGCGAUGUGCAUUGGGAUGCGGUACUGGAAGCCAGAACGGCUGGAGACCCUCAUUGAAGUCAGCAUUGAGUGUGGCAGAAUGACCCACAACCAUCCCACAGGUUUCCUUGGGUCCCUGUGCACUGCUCUGUUCGCCUCUUACGCAGUACAAGGCAAGCCACUUGUACAGUGGGGAAGAGAUAUGCUGAAGGUGCUUCCGCUGGCUGAGGAGUAUUGUAGGAAGACCAUCCGGCACAUGGCAGAGUACCAAGAGCACUGGUUUUACUUUGAAGCAAAAUGGCAGUUUUAUCUGGAGGAGAGAAAAAUCAGCGAAGACACAGAGAACAAAGCCACCUUCCCCAGCAACUACGACGCAGAAGAGAGGGACAAGACAUACAAGAAGUGGAGCUCAGAAGGCCGAGGGGGGCGGCGCGGCCACGAUGCCCCCAUGAUUGCCUAUGAUGCCCUCCUUGCUGCCGAGAGCAACUGGACGGAGCUGUGCCAGCGGGCCAUGUUUCAUGGAGGUGAGAGCGGAGCCACAGGAACCAUCGCCGGCUGCCUGUUCGGGUUGCUGCACGGCCUGGCCACUGUUCCACGGGGCUUGUACCAGGAACUGGAGCACAAAGGCAGACUGGAGGACUUGGGCACAGCCCUGCACCGCCUGUCCACAGAAGAAAACUCCAAGAACAGCCAGAUCUUCCAUGAGAAGAUGGCCAUUGAUGCGCAGACACUCAAGAAGAAGAUCAGCAGGACAUGCGACGAGGCAGCCCGUACUGUCCUCAACAGCCUCCUGCUUUACAUCUUGGACCGUGCGGACGGGCCCCAGAAGGCAGAAAACAGAGCAACCAGGGUCAGCCGCCCAUCCCAGCUCCAGGAGGCGGGCCGGAGACCCACGCGGUUCCAGCUUCUACAGGCUAAGUUCAUGGGCACAGGCCGGGAACCCCACCUCAAGAAGACCCGGGAAGUGGGCCGGCUGAUCUCCAAGGACAAGCAAGGGCCGGGCAGGAGUUUUGUAAAUGCCACUAUCAACAAGCUCCUAGAAAAGACCAAGGAAGGAGCCAACGGGGCCAGCCAGAGGACCCCAAGCAGUGAGAAGCCCCGGUGGAGCCCCACGAGUGGGAAGAGCACCGUGAAAAAUAUCCUAAAGAAGUUCUUGGCUGCAGAAGAGAAGGAAGCUAAGGAGAAAGAGGCGCGAGAGAAACCCCCUGCCCAGCGGCCCGGCGCUGCCAGGGGCCUCCUGCCGCGAAUCGUGGGCCGGAGCUCCAUCCUCUCCAAGCUGAGAGAAAGAUUUGAACAGAGUGGCCGCCUGCACUCGGAGGCUGGUGUGCUGCCCCUGCACAGGGAAGGACGGAAGAGCAAGAGCCUACAGAAGAAGAAAGUGCACAGGCCACAAGUGAGGGUGCUCCACGUGGCCACCAUGGCUACCAGCUGUACCAGAACUCCCCCGGCCCGGUUCCUGGCCUGCACAGCCGAGCCCCUGCCAGCCCUCAGCAUCGCCACCGUUGUCUGCGGUCCCCAGAGCUGGCUGUCCCACUGUGCAAAGCUUAGUCACUCGGAGUCCAGACGUUGGCCCGGUGGAGAAACCAUCAUGUCCUCCAACUCAGAAAGCCUGGAAACCGGAGGAAACGAAUCCAAAGAACUCAUGAAUGAGGAGCACAAGGAACAACUCAAGUCCUCGGUGUCCCAGGCAGCGGCUCCUGUGGGUAGUCACGUGGCUGUGAACGUGGGUUUCUCAGGCAUGUCUACCAAAGGCCAAGACCUGUCUGGCCAUGCACCAGUGUUGUCCCCACUUGGACUGGACAGCCCCAGAGAUACUGGGGUAGUCAAGAAGGACAGAAGAGCAGAGCCCAAUACACAGGAGGUGGCACCUGACACCCAGGAAGUGAAGGAUAGCACAAGAGAGGCCCCUGAAAUCACCAUGACUGUGUGCAGCUCUGAGGAUGAGGCAGAAAGGACACCUUCAGGCCCAGAAAGAGAGCCCUUCUUUGCCAUCCAGAGGCACCUUCUGGAACAGGAGGCAGUGGCACAGAUCCCCCUCCUAGCCCCUUUAGCAGUCCAGGCUGAGCGGCGAGCUCAGCCUGCCAUCAAGCCUCCACAGAUAACAGUACAGCUUCCCGUUGUUCACGAAAUGCCAGCCUCUCCCGGCCCUCUGCAACAUGCAGCACGUCGUGAAGACGAUUGUUCUCAAGUUUUGAGACGAGAGGAUGGGACUGAAAAUAAACAAGCCGCAUUUUCCACUGGGGCUGAGGAUAGGAGGGGUUACCAAACCCCUACAGCACUGAGUAAACCCCAUGGAAUGCCAGUGAGUCUCCAGCCUGCAGCAGAAGGUGGACUCCAGGGAGACAUAAGAGAUGACACCCACGUGGUUGGUGAUGCCUCACAGAUGUUCCCAAUUCCAAUCCCUUCAAAAACAUUUCCUGGUGGAACAGAGAAAAAACACAGCCCCGAGAACUCACGUGACCUCAGGAACUGCAGUGGCACUUCGGAAGAGUGUAUCUCUGACCUCACCUGGGAAAGGCAUCUGUGUCCAGAAUCCAAUGAGGCCCCUCCAGACAGCAAUGGCACCUCAAGUCAUCCCACUGUUGGGAGACGCUGUGCAGAAGUGGGCACCAGCUCGGCCACUGGCCUCCAGCAAGGGGUAUCCCCCACAGUGCAGGUGCCACCCCAGGGCUGCGUAAGGCCUGGGAGUUCUAUAGCGUCAGGCAAAAACAUCCAGUUUGGGCAGGAAGAGUGCAAAGGGCCCCUGAACGAGUCGGCUUCACCCCCAAGCAUCGCUCAGGAAAACGUCAGCCAUGAUUUGGGCAACGACAGCCAGUCCACGUUCGAUACUGCAAGUAUCCGAGUCUCUGGAGAGGCGACAGUCACUGGUCUCACAGUGCCGCAGCCAAGUAGUACCCAGAACCCUGAAUACAGGGUAACAGCACGGCCAUCUGGUGCUCAGGACGCCGAACACAAGAUAACGCCACAUAAGGGUGAUUCCAAGGAUGCUGAACACAAGAAAACGCCGCAGACCAGCGGUGCCCAAGAUGUUAAACACAAGCAGAUGUCAUGGGCAAGGGACACCCAGAACAAUGCACACAAGCUGACACUACAGCCACGUGUUUCCCAGGAUGUUGAACCCACGAUAACACCAGGUCUAGGUGCUUCCCAAGAGCCCAAACACAAGGUAGCACUGGGGCCAGGUGGUACCCAGAAUGCUGAGCACAAGACAGCACCACAGCAAGAUAGAACCCAAGACACUAAACGGGUGACACCAUGGCCAGGUGGUACCCAGGAUAACGAACAAAAGAUAACGCCACACGGUGCCCAGGACCCUGAACAUAAGGCGGUGUCACAGACCAGUGAUACCCAAGAUGCUGAACACAAAACAGCCAUAUGGACAGGUGAUGCCCACAACCCUAGACAGAAGGCAACAUCACAGCCAGGCGGUACCCAGGAUGCUAAAUACAAGAUAAUGCCACAAGCAGGUGGUACCCAAGACACUGGACACAAGAUGUCAGCACGAGUCGGUGAUGGCCAGGACGGUGGACAUGGGCCUGAACACAAGACAACACCAUGGUCAGGUAGUAUCCAGGACUACAGAGACAAGGUAACACAAAACGCCGGCAGCCAUCCUUUGGUAUCAAGCAGGUCCUCGAAGGACGAGUGCAGAGCCACUGAAGGAAGCAUCUCAGAAGACACGGUGCAGAGCCUAAUGUCGGCAGCCCCGGCUGCUCAGCCGGGGGAAGCUGCAGAUUCUUGCCUGGUGCCCAUUAAGUCUCCACCGUGUGUUUCAAGUGAGCCAGCGCUGAGAAAAAGCAGUUGGGGUACAGAGAACAAAUUGACAGCCAUGCAAAGCAUAGCAUCCCCAAGGCCACAAAAGAGCCCAGCAGAGCAUCUGGGCCACUCACAACCACCCUCUGUGGGCCUACAGGCACUGGACGGAAAGCAUCCUGAGAGAGAACAACACUUCUCUGGUGCACCACAUUCCUCUACAUAUCCUCUGAGGCCAGCCGCAAAGGGAGAGACCAGGCAGGUGGAGCCAGCCUAUGGUCCAGAACCUCCUGUGCCUACCCAGAAGGCAGAGCAUAGGUCUGCCCCUCCUCAGACAAAAAGCUUGGGGAGUGAAGCCAAAGAGAGUCUACCAACACAGGGGGACACGGGCCGGCUGCAGGGUCGCCUUGGACCAGAGGAAACUGGUACGGGGCAUGCAGGAUUACACCAAACGGGACAGUCAGAUGUGCUGUGUGUGGCAGAGCCCGAAAACCUGCCAGUGGAACAGAAUCCCUGCUGGCAUGGGGACAGGGAUCAGGAGCAUCCCCUGAGGCCACUGGGCAGGCAGGAAAGGAGCCCAGCUCAAGGAGACAACCUUCAGGAUGAUGAGAACCUAGCCACCCCAGGGAACCCUAGGAAGCCUUGUGCCCUGACUAUGCAGAAAAGGACCCAGCGUCAGGCACAGGCCAGCCAGCCAGUACCUCAGGCCCGGGGACAGCCUGACAGCAUGCCUGAAGAAGAACUGACUGCUGGCACACGUGAGGAGCCUCCAAGUCUGGGCCCCACUCCUGGCCAUCAGCAAAGCCCAGGUGCCCUGCACCUGCCCCAAGAAGGCCAGUCCCUGGCUAGUAGCAGGGCCACAGUCUGCUCCCUUGACACAGCAGAUGACUCUUCCUGGCUCACCUCGAAUGCUGGGGGCCACCCGCUCUUCCAAACCCUUGCCCAGGAUGAGCCCCCAGAUGCCCCUAGGGCAGAAAAGGACCUAUCAGACCAUAGGCAUCGCAGGUCGGUGCAAUUUGCAAAAUACCGUGCCCAGAGCUUCUGUGACCAGAAAGCCUUUGAUCUGUCCUUUAGGCCCAGAGUCCUCAGGGCCAGUGAUACUUUUGAGCCCCCAAAGUGAGGACUCACUUGGAGCCAACACGCUUGUCUCUGAAUGAACAUGACUUUGAGCGUCCCCUACAUAGAAAAAGGUAGACAUUAGUGUCUCUCAUUUCCUCUCACUUGACAUGAACUAGUCCUGGGAAUGCCCAUGUUAGAAGCCAGACUUCUUAAAAUGAGGGAGGUGUUAGCUAUCCAAGGCUGGCUGGCUGUGGCCCACAUGUUUCACGGGUCCUCGUGAUGUCUGACCAGCACUGUGAGGUGGAGGACACAGAGAACCCACUCCUGUCUUGGCAGAGAAGAGAUCAGAGCCGUGGGCUGCCUACUGGUCCUCUGCUCCCCAGAGCUUCCCCGCCAUGCU